UUAAAAUUCUCGGCGGGAACGAGCGGCGGGAAUAGAAAUUGUGUCACGCAUGAAGCUGAGCGCAAGAGCAGAAACGGAAACGAAUCAACAUCGGCUUCAUUCAAAACGCUGUGAAUUGACACUUCCUUCAGCAAGCAUGGCAGACAGAGCCCAAACAACCACCAAGAAACACAAACAGUUUGUGUCGGAGCCCAUGGGGGACAAACUGGUGACCGAACUCGGGGGCAUUGGCCCCAAGUAUGGCGAGAGGUUACGAGAGGCGGGAUUUGAGAAGGCGUACAAUGUUCUCGGACAAUUCCUGGUGCUGAAUAAAGACGAAGAGCUCUUUGUUGAUUGGCUGAUGACAACCACAUCCGCUACAAAGAAGUGUGCAACAGAUUGUUACAAUUGUCUGAAAGACUGGAGUGAUGCCUACAUAUAAUUUUGUGGUUUUUUUUUUAAUUUUAACUCUUUUAACCCUAACCCUCCUCAAUCCUUCACCUGUUGGAGGACUGAGGAGUGUUAGGGUUAAGGUCCUGCAUGACAUUGCUCUGAUUCUGCUAACUCUGCUGACCUUUGACUCCAGGGAAAUGGGAUAUAUAUACGCAACAUGGACACUUAUCUUAUUUAACAUAGAAAUUCCAUGCUUAUACUCUGUGUGCAGUGUUAGAGAUCACUACAGAGGCAGAAUAAUAGCUUGUUAGCUGCAUGUCCCAUUUAGAAUUGAUGGGUAAAUCUCCCGUGUUGCUUUGCAUUCAGGUCAAGGAGGAAUUCAGUCACUUUUUGAAAGACAAAAUGUAAAAUUUUAAAUUAAAAAAAAUGUACAUUUAUGAUAAAACCCAGUAAGACUUUAGGUUUGGUUUCGAUAAAAGAAUGGAAAACUGUUGAUAUUUGUCCCAUCUGUGUCAGUGACUGCAGGUGGAAGGAUGAGGAAUUAAGCUUUGGUUCAGAUUGGAAAGAUUGGGGGGGGGUAGGGGACCAGGGAAUCAUGUGGAAAACACUUGGCAGGGGAUUGUGUUGUAGGUAUUCUCCCCAUGUGUAACUAACAUUCAUACAAGAUUGUCAUGGAGUCAUGCACAUUGUACGUACCAACUCUGGUAAUGGAGUCACAAAUACUUGUGUUUAUAAGAUUGGCACCCAUUUUUUUUUGCACCUUGCCAAAUCAGCUUAUUAAACUCUUGUUACCAAAAAAAGCCCUACACUGCCCAUCUAGAGGAGUGCUUUCCUUUACGGGCAGUUUUAAGUAACAAACAUGCAGAUCAAAAUGAUGAGAGAAUGGGGUUUGUGGAACUGAAAAUUGACUAUGGUGGAUAUUGAAAGUAUAGGUACAUUUCCAUGUAUCAGAUACGUAAAUCUAACCUUCACCCUCCAUGCCCUUCAGUGUAAGGCUUAGUCAUGAAGAACUCUGUGGUUAUACCCUGCACCAUUUAUUACAAGCUCACCACCCAGUAGUCUGAAAUCUCAGAUGAUGACAACACACAUACAGAUGCAUGUAAGUAAUCAAAACCUGAAAGUGGGUAAAUUUGGGGGGCGGGGGUGCGUACAGCACAAAAUUUCCAACUUAUCAAAAGAAUGUAAUUGUCACCAUCAAUCUACAAUGUAAUGGGAGGAAAUAGAUCCAGAUGCAUUGGCGACAGCUGAAGCCAAAAUUUCUGAUAUCUCUUGUUGCCACUGCAUGUUGAGGUAAAUUUAUUACUACAAUUGCACAUGCUACUUGUUGAAUGAGUGUAGCCACUUUUUGCUGUAUGUGGAGAUUAGUGUACAUUUGCAUGCUUUGUGCUUGAAAAUCCUGUGUAAUCAGUCAGCAAAUUAGCAUUGCAUAUACAAAUUAUGGGAAGGUUUAGGUGUAUGCCGUAGUAGGCUGAUGCUGCACUUAGAAUAAAGUUUUCAUGUUAAACAUUUAUGCUCAUAUAUCAUUGGUCUAUAUUUAGAAGCAUACUCAGAUUGUUAAUUGUCCAAUCAGACCAAAGUUCACAAGUGCAGAUAUCAUUAAAGUUGGAUUUUUAUUGUGCAGAAACGAUGUUCUCGAUUCUCAUAAUUAUCAAGGUUCUCACCGGGUGUGGAAGGAUUUUGUCUCUUGUAACACUUGUUGCACAGGUCCUUCUUUUGCAUUGUGCAGAGCAGAAAAGAAAAAUCUACAUGCCAUUUUGUUCUAAAAAAAUUGUGUUCUAGUUUUGUGUUUAGCUUAGUUAUGAGGCAUCACUUGGUUUGGCAUCCUAAUAAAAAUGGAGAUGAUGUGGGUGAAAAAUGU
Messenger RNA from Acanthaster planci (crown-of-thorns starfish), 2230 nucleotides. Its product is annotated as barrier-to-autointegration factor-like. The record is from RefSeq and is a predicted model, not a curated record. NCBI's taxonomy places the organism in Eukaryota, Metazoa, Echinodermata, Asteroidea, Valvatida, Acanthasteridae. Gene Ontology annotation, molecular function: DNA binding. Gene Ontology annotation, biological process: chromosome organization. Gene Ontology annotation, cellular component: condensed chromosome; nucleus.